Molecule: messenger RNA, 2167 nt
Organism: Bombyx mandarina (wild silkworm)
Lineage: Eukaryota; Metazoa; Arthropoda; Insecta; Lepidoptera; Bombycidae
Source: RefSeq, a predicted model, not a curated record
GCGUGCGACAUCGCAACAUUUUGGGGGAUGUCAGAUGCGAUCGUCAACUGUUAUGGAUCAUACUAACAUACCAGCUUGUGCUUUGUACAGACAUAUCGGUACUGUUAUAGUAAGGCUGAAGAUGGAAGUGUCAACCAUGCUAUGUUGGAGUCGGGAUGUGUGCCCGGCGUCCGGUUGUCCGGAAUCUAUGCACAGGCCCUCCGGAUGUGAACAAUGCGCUAGGACUAGAUUAAAUAGCAAAUGUUGUGACUGUGAUAGUGUGCAUGUGGAUAAAAGCCGACCUUACAGAUCGAGCACAGCAAGAAGUAGAUACGUCAACGUUUGCGCGGCGGUUUGCCUGUUAUUACUUGUCGGGGGUCUCACGCCACAGUCUUCAGCAGCACCUCGUAGAAGCCGCAGCACAAUGCAACGACAAAAACGUGCAGCUGAUACAUCUGAAAACUACCUGUGGAGCAACCCUUGUGACCUUAAUAACCUUACUACAGUCAAUGUACCAGAUCCAAAAACAGUCGCGCCGAAGCUCAUCGCGCAGGCUACGAGCGCCUACAGGUCGGCAACUAAAUACAAGGAUACAUUGGCGUUGCAACUGCACAGUUUCCAGAGCUUCGACGAAUUGAUAACCCAAUGGGUAGGAAACGAGUGGCUUAGGAAGUUUUCGUUCUCUGCAGAGGUGCUGCCUAAAGAUAAAACACUUUAUAAGGAGGCAUCGGAGGAACAACUUGAGAGUUUAAUGGGUAACAUCGAUACUGUUCUUCCAUCGAUGUACAAAGCUCUAAAACUGAUAGUGGCUGGUUUGCACGCGUUCUCUAACGGUCUCAACGACAACAUCAUAGCUGACGAAGCUUUGAAGGAGAACACCAAUCAAACUAUGCACGAUGUUCGAGCUGUUCUCUGCUACUUUUCUGACAUUAUGAGGGCGCGAAAUCUUGAACUCAUUCCACUACCUGAGUCUGAGGUUCCGGUCAUACCAUCGGAUAAUAUGGUGACCGACGGACUUCUCAUCUACAGAGACACUCUCAACUAUUUGGAAUACUUGAGACAAGUCUUCAAGAAGCUGUAUGGUUAAAUCGUUUGAAAACUCAUGACUGGCCAAGAGGCUGCCAAUGAAGAGUGCUUCCUCCUGGCUUUCCACGGCUAUCGUACUUAUUCUUUGGUGCUUAAUAAACUUAACAACUAUACUCUUCAGUUGGCGUAUAAUGUUGGGUUAUUAAUCUCAUUGUAGUUAAAUUAUUCGCACCUUUAGAUAUUUUAGCUUAUGAAUGUAGUAAAAAUGUCAUUGCCAUUACUUUGCCAUUUUGGUCUAGAUCGAAACAGUUCCUUUGUUUUUUGUGUAAAUAGUGACGAAUUUAAAAAUAAAAAGUAUGUGUAUUAUUUAUUACGUGCAGCGAAUUAACUUUCUAAAUUUUCCGAUUAUCCUAGUCAAGGUCUAACUUAUUUAUUUGGCGCUUAAAUUCCACUUUAGUUUCGGUUUUUUUAUUUUUUUAUGUAUAUAUUAUUUAAUUUAGAUUUUAAUUUCCCCGUCUUUAGUGUUGUGAAACGUAUUUUAAAUGUGCUAAUCGAUAGUUUAUAUUAUCAUAGAGUUUAUAUUAUCAUAGAGUUAUGAUAAUAUAAACGAUAUAUAUGAGAUAGUUUAUAUUAUCAUAGAGACUUACUGUACGGCAUACGUUCAAGCAGCCUUGAUUGUAAAGUUUGGAGAUUUAAGUGGAAAAUACGUUUCAUGAGCACUCCGAAGGCAGGGUGGUGGUAAGGCCCAAUCAUUCCGUGGACGUUGAUCGACGACAAUGUUGGUCAAAUUGUUUUGUUGGCCCGUGCCUGUCUCUUGUGAAGAAUCAUGAUUGUGAAAUUCGAUAAUUAAUUCUAUCGAAACUAACAUUUAUUGCUACGACCACAAUAAAGUCGAGGCUACAUUACUCUGUGAACUUACCUUUUAAUUGUAUAUUUUAAUUCCUAAUUUCACAGUAUUACUUGACACUUUGUUAACUAUUUAUACUGUUACGGAAAUCCAAUCAAAUGUGUCGUCUAGCUUUAAUAGAGCUGUUAAUUAUAUAAUUGUAAAGUACAGUGCCAGUGUAUUUAUGACUUAAUCAUUAUUUGUACAGUUCAAAUGGUACUUAUUUAUAACUGGUGCAAACACUUGGGAUUUCUGUGUUUGUGAAAUUAAAUUAUU